Messenger RNA from Colius striatus (speckled mousebird), 3933 nucleotides. It is a transcript of the gene AIMP1, whose product is annotated as aminoacyl tRNA synthetase complex interacting multifunctional protein 1. The transcript is spliced from 7 exons. The coding region runs from base 253 to 1209 and encodes 318 amino acids. NCBI's taxonomy places the organism in Eukaryota, Metazoa, Chordata, Aves, Coliiformes, Coliidae. The record is from RefSeq and is a predicted model, not a curated record. Gene Ontology annotation, molecular function: tRNA binding.
UUCACGGUGCCUGAGCUGUGUUUUUGUUUGGGCCUUUAAAGAAAAAUAAAUUUAACGCCCUUUCUUCCGCUGCAUGUGUACUCUGCCGCUACUCUGAGAACGACACAUUGGAUGCCUUAGCCGCAAAAACAUUGCUUGCUCACAGCUUUCUUAAGCACUGUUUUGUAAACUCCAGGCGCUGGGAUGCGCAGCCCGGAGCGGAGGGUCCUUUUUCCCCUCAGCGGAUAGAGGUGUGUGGCAGCCGCUCGGUUCAUGUUCUUAGCUCGUUUCUUGGUAAAGAUGGCAGCCAACAAUGCAGUGCUGAACAGACUGGAGCAGAAGGGUGCAGAGGCCGAUCAAGUUAUUGAAUACCUCAAGCAACAAGUUGCACUGCUCAAGGAGAAAGCUAUCUUGCAGGCUUCUCUCCGGGAAGAGAAGAAGCUUCGUGUGGAAAAUGCCAAACUGAAGAAAGAAAUUGAAGGGCUGAAGCAGGAGCUGAUUCAGGCAGAAAUUCGAAAUGGAGUAAAACAGAUAGCAGUUCCUUCUGGUACAACUGUUUCUACAACAUCAUUUUCGGAUGAUAUUCCACAAAGUACAGUAGUUGCAUCAUCUCCUAGUUCCAAAGAUCAAAUUCAAGGUGAAGAUGAAGAAAACAAAAAGAAGGGAAAGGUAGAAAAAAAAGGUGAAAAGAAGGAAAAGAAACAGCAGCCAGCUGCUGGAAGUAGUAAUGCAAAACCUGUAGAUGUUUCUUGUCUGGAUCUUCGUGUGGGCUGCAUUAUUACUGCCAAAAAGCAUCCAGAUGCAGACAGUCUGUAUGUUGAAGAAGUGGAUGUUGGUGAAGCAACCCCAAGGACUGUCGUCAGCGGUUUAGUGAAAUAUGUUCCUCUGGAUCAGAUGCAGAAUCGGAUGGUAAUACUGCUCUGUAACUUGAAGCCUGCAAAGAUGAGAGGAGUAGUAUCUCAAGCAAUGUUGAUGUGUGCCAGCUCCCCAGAAAAAGUGGAAAUUCUGGCUCCCCCACCUGGAGCAGUACCUGGAGAUAGAAUCACUUUUGAAAGUUUUCCUGGGGAUCCUGAGAAGGAACUAAAUCCCAAGAAGAAGAUGUGGGAACAAAUCCAGCCUGAUCUUCGUACCAAUGACCAAUGUGUUGCUACAUACAAAGGAGUUCCAUUUGAAGUGAAAGGGAAAGGCAUCUGCAGGGCAGAAACCAUGGCAAACAGCGGAAUUAAAUAAAUAAGUGGUUGUUAGAAGCUUUUUCAGAUGAAAUGGAAAGUUACGCAAGCACAAUAAAAAAACAUUACUAUAUUACCCCUCUGAAAUGCAUGGCUAAUACUUUUUUUUGUUUGUUUAACUCCUCUUCCAGCGGUAUAGAAUGCAUUAUGCCUCCCCCAUUUUCACAAUUCACCCAUUCACCAUGCUUGCUGUCCUUGAGGUGGAGUGUUGGCAACAGUCAUUAACCACUUGCUGCUUAAGACUUAACUGCUAACUCUUGUUUAUGGUAGAAGUACAGGCAGGCAAGCAAGCAUAUUUUAUGGACAACUAAAAGAUUUUGGGGAUUUUUGGAGCAGGAGCAUCUCAGGAAAAUUUCUGCCAUGUUGCUUGUGUGCUAACUGCACUUCAAGAAGCUGAGGACUAGCAGUUAUCAAGGAAGACACAAUUGUCGUUAUUCCUCUAGUCACCUUUUAUUACAUUUUCUCCUCUUCCAAGAAGUUUUCAGAUGUAUUGUAAACCUCUGCAUUUUUUUCUUAGCCAUGUCAGUAGUCUGCAAACUGUAAUGGGAAGAUUAAACUAUGGCCCUUUAUACCCUAAGAUAUACAAAUCCACAUACUUCCAUGUCCAUAGUUAAGCUGUUAAAGUGUCAGUAAGAUCAAAGCUCUUACUUUGCUAAAAUAGUUGUUCUCUAGUCUGCCUAGAUAUUUCCUUCCAAAGUACUAAGAAAGGAUGAAGUAGCAAAUAGAUUGCUAGAGCUAGUCAAAUACUAAAAAAAAAAAAUUGUUCCUAAUGCCCAAACAGAGAAAAAAAAAAUUGGGUUUUUGUUUUUUUUGCUUUAACAUAUUUUUAUGCCAUGAUAUUUUAUACAAAGAUACUUUGAUUUUAACAGAAGUAGCUUCUUCAGUUUUUACAAUUAGAAUGAUUCCAUAAUAAUGUAGUACAAGUAGUCAUAGUUGCUAUAGUAAUAGCCUCAAAUUACUCCUCUUAAUUCCCACCUUUUAAUAAUGGAAAAAUAACUGUUUCAGAUCAAAUUUCAAUAAAUCUCUUAAGUAGCCUUUUAGACUUACUUCAGGUAUUUUGGCAUAUAAUUAAUUAACUGGUUACCUUCUAACUGCUGAAAUAAAAACCCUUAACGAUUCUGAAUUUUGGAGGCUUUGAACUUUGUCCAGUAAACUGGGAGAGAAAACAAAAGUACGGUGAUACAAAAUUAAAAGGAACAGGCACAAAGGAAGAGAUUAACAGGUUUCUCUUUAGAAUGAGUUUUGUAUGUGCCUAUAAACUGUGUUAAUUUCAUGUGCAUCUGGGAAUAAGGAAUAGGAAUUAGUUUUUAAAUGUACUGAUAGUGUUAAACACACAGGAGCUAUUUUACCUGCCUUCUAAAGUACAUGUCCAGCAAUUGUCUUCUUAAACAAAAUUCUUGAAGUUCAAAAUCUCAAUUCUAACUAAUCCUGAAUCGAGGUAAGGAAAUACUUUAAAAGCUAAAAUGCAUUUACUGUAAAUACUGGAAAACUCUUUCCAAACAUUGGAAUUCGGAGGAAUUUCUGGAAGCUUGAAGAAUUGAACAAAGAGGCUUUGUUACAGUCAAAACUCAGGUGAUUUUUAGUUUUCUUUUUUCUUCCUUUCCAGAACUGUAUUUUGUAUGAACUGCGAUACACAAUUUGGUGUAGUGCAAAAUCUCAUUUGUGACUACGUAAUUGUUAGGAGCAUGAUUUAGACCACUAACUUCUCAUGUUUGGGGUCAGAGCUAGGAUUCUGGAUGCAGUAGUAUGAGGUACUCCGUGAAAGGCAACUAGUUUGGUAAUCUAAGCAGAUAUUUGUAGCUCUGUGUUCAAAGUCAUUUGGUAUGAAUUAGGAAUUUUCCAGUGGAUGACCUCUACUCUUUUAUUUCUAUUAAUUGUUACCUAACAUAGAAAAUAGAUAAACGAACACCUGAAAGCUAGUUUUAUUCCUUGCUGUGUUUAAGUAGAAUCAUUUGAUAAUUAUUUUGUCUUAUAAAAUCCAAGAGCUUUCUUAAUACAACAGCUCUUUCCCCUUUAGUUAAGCUCUUCUGGUUGUGUAGGAAAAUGUAUUUAUGCUCUACUGAGCUCAGAAGUGACAACAAGGUACUUGAGGCACUGUGCAAGUAUGUUUCCUCACUGAAUCCAGCCUCUUCUGCCUUGUCUGCAUGGGUAAGUAGGACUGCAGUGAAGUCCUUCCAUGUGGGACCCAGAAGUUCCUGUAAUGAAAAACAAAUCUUAAAUAGUUAUAUUUUCUUGUUCCUCUUCCCUACUCUCACCUCUUACACUUCUGCAUUAACAGACCAGUUAUAUGUUCUUUCCUGGCAGUAAUCCAGUUCAUGCUUUCUGAGUUGCUGAAAUUUUGGGGGUUUUUUACCUUCCCAAGACAUUGACAUCAACAUCCUCUUUCAGUGGAACUAUGUGGUCAUGCAGUACUAGCAGUUCUCUGUUCUCUUACUACAGAUGAUAAUAGAAUUUCUCUAGUUAAAAAAAAAGAUCAAUGUAAACAAAGAAAAAUGAUUGUUUAGCUAUGUCAUAUAUUAGUAUACAUCAGUAGUUUCCACAUAUCCAUAUUUCUAGAUUUCUUGCAGCUCUUUGAAGUUUUUAGUUUUAAAAUCAACUUGUUCUAUAAGAUAAAUGAUGAAUUUCUAUGUUACACCAACUGUAAUUCCAACUGUAGCCUGUGAAACAGAACUUUUCUCAGGAGUUUAGGGAAAAAUAAAAACCCAAAUCAAAUGCAUCAAUCCAA